Molecule: messenger RNA, 2196 nt
Organism: Symsagittifera roscoffensis
Lineage: Eukaryota; Metazoa; Xenacoelomorpha; Acoela; Convolutidae
Exons: 6
Coding region: 161-1876 (571 amino acids)
Source: RefSeq, a predicted model, not a curated record
AGCCCGAAUCUUUUAUGAGGUUGUCUGUUUUUAAAUUACGGGGGCACAUGGAAGUUGGAUAUCUUGAGCUAAGGGAGCUUUCCUAUGACAGCUCAAUUGUUGACAUAGAAAAAGCACGUGCCAUUUUAUUAUAAAAUAUGUUGAUGAAAAAUAAUGUCUAAUGGAAGAUUGGGCAGCAUCAGGUGCAUUUCAAAGUAACGGCGGAAUAAGCAGGGCUAGUUAUUUCAAUCGCUAUGGUGCUCUGAGUCAGAGCAAACCAGAUGCGGCUAAUCAACCACCAAUCCCAUCUGCUGCAGCUGGAGAUUACAUCCAAAGAAAUGCGCAGUUGCCGAAUUAUGUUCCAUUUGGGAGACAAUAUGGGGCAAAUCCAUUCGACCCAACUAGGAAUUAUACUGGUUACAUGAACAAUGUGCGACCUCUCAAGGGAUCAGUUUUAAGCAGCGUUACAAAUGAUGACAGACCUCAGUCACAGCUGGGACCGCAACCUCAACAUGCUCUGCAGCAAAUGUUCGUUGACCAAAGAUAUCCCCCUGCAGACUCUAAGUUUCAGUUCGCGCACAAAAAUGUGCCCUUGCCUCCAGUUAAUUCUGCUAACAUUGCUUAUGGGGAUGUAAGAAACGCGGCACCUCAGAUGCCAUCUAACAAUAUGUUUGUCGCACCCGCAACAAACAUGCAAUAUGAGCCGACCCCUGCGUUCCACGCUAAGCCGUUUGUGUUCAACCACAUGCCAGAACGACCAGUGGAAGCAGAAGUUUUGCGCCGAACACCAAAGAACCCCUUUUUGCGACAGGAGCCAAAGUUUUUGAGGAACAAAAUGGAAGAUCCUGCUACAUACGUUAAACAGCAAGAGUUCGAAAGGUUACUUCAACAGGCGGUGUCGAUGUACCACCAGCUACAACACCACUACAACACGGGUCAGCCUCCUCCCUGUGGAGUACAUGCGACCCACAACAACGGAAUAGAGCAGCAGCAGCUACCAGCAAUGCCUCACCACCCCCAAUCGCACCAUCCUCAUGAAGGGUACCACCAGAAUCACUACCCUUCCUGUCCCAACUUCCCAAAAUUUGAACAGAUGUGGAAUCAACAAGUGCAGAACCACCAAUAUCAGCAGCACAUCGUCAACCAAAAAGCGGCGAGGAAGAGUAUGUACGAAGAAGUGGAUGAGGAAAAAGAACAGUCCCCUAAUCGGUUUUCACGUGCCAAAAACACGCUGACUCGGCCAACAAAAGCGACGCAUGCAAAAGAAAAAGAAAGCGUCAACAAAAGUGAAAAUAAUAGCAAAAUUGUCGAACCGAAAAGGCGCAAAUCCACGCACCCGCAAAAGGUACAUGAAACACAGGUUGACCAGAGUGAGCACAAUGCAUCCUUGAAGUCAGCAAUGAAACAUCCGAAAAACUUGAAGCCACCCAAUAAGAAGUUUAUGGAACUGCCUCAAGAGAGGAGUACAAGUCUAGGAAGGUACAACAGGUACUUCAGUGAUCCAACAUUUGACCCUGCAGAGAGAUUCAAGAGGGCUCAGCAGAGGAUUGAGAAUUUACAAAAACAAGUGAACAGUUUGGAGAGACCUCACAGUGUGUCUAAAAUGAGCGGCAAUAAGAAAAAUAACGGCAAGGCUGCUAAGAAAUCGCCGAAGUCUUCGAUGGGCAAAGGAGACGAGGCUGGCAGUGCUAAUGCCUCGACUGAAGAGGAGCCACCGGUGAAGAGUAUUUUCUCACUCAUGUACGACACAGACGGGAAGCCCCUGAACCAGGAGGCGAAGCAGAUACAGCGGCUCAUAGAGGACGAGUACGAGGAGUUCAAACAGAGGGUGCCGGUGCCAGUCGCUAUUCCCUCAAAAUCUCCCAAGUCUCCCAAAGUGAAUCAAGAGAGGAAGUAGGCGUAAAAUAGAUAGUUACCCCUUUUUAGUUCCCUUCAAUACGCCAACGCAACAAAGGCAAUUUCUUAUAAUAGAAUACCGAAACUCGUUGUUUUGCUGUUUCAAUUGGUUAUGCUGAUUGCUGAGCUCAGGUCGAGGCUGUGACGUGUAAUUGUUCCGACCAUUGAAUUUCGGGCGAAGUGCAAAAAAAUGUCCUAGUGUCGAUAAAAACCGGUUUGAAGUUCAAGAGUUUGUCUAAGAGUAAAACGAGCGAGUAGGUCGUGACGUUUUAAAUUGAGUUGUGAAAGUAAUUUGUAAAAGUGCAUCAAAACUCGGUUUGU